This is a messenger RNA of Papaver somniferum (opium poppy), 1847 nucleotides long. RefSeq lists its product as uncharacterized. Bases 893 to 1447 code for a protein of 184 amino acids. The transcript has 2 exons. The record is from RefSeq and is a predicted model, not a curated record. Lineage: Eukaryota; Viridiplantae; Streptophyta; Magnoliopsida; Ranunculales; Papaveraceae.
GUGCAGUGUAGAAGUACAUUUCUAGGGUUUUGAAAGAUUUUGUUAGGGUUUCUUGCUCCCUUCUUCCGAUCAAUCUCAAUUUCUUUGAAAUCAAUGGCAAGUGAAAGAAAGAAACAGAUAAUAACCCGACCAGAAACACAGAAUACAGUUGUGAUUUCAAAGAAGAAGAAAGUCGGAAAUGAUGGUGAUUCCGAAGAAUUCAGUAAUUUUCUAUGUCUUCCUCAUGAUAUUAUCUUAAAUGAUAUAAUAACUAGAGUACCUAUUGAUAGUUUGAUGUGAUUCAAAUGUGUGUGCAAGUUGUGGCUUAAUUUAAUCUCCACUGAUUAUGAAUUUAUCAAUAUGCAUGCUCAUCGAACUGGUACUCAUGGGUUUGGGUUUAUGUAUCUUUCAUUAAGUUAUACUGAUGAUGUAGAUAGAGAAAUUGAUGAUGCUAAUGGUGUUAUCAAAUCUGAUGGUAUUGGUUUCUGUAAUAUGGAUAGGAAAGAAAACAAGGUUUAUCAUUUUAAACCAGAAACUGGUUUCGUAAACAGCAAACUAGUAAUUCGACAUUCGCUGAAUGGUUUAGUUCUUUUAUCUCGCCACGGAGAUACUUUUGGUUUUACUCAUCAUGUUAUUAAUCCAAUUACUGGUAAUUUAGUUGAGCUUCCUGUUUUAAAUGAUAUAGUUCAUAGAAUGUCAGGUUUUCAUUUGCACCUAGCUUAUGAUGCCGCCGCUGAAAAGUAUAAAGUCGUUUGCUUUUAUAAAAGGAAGAGAUACUGUAUUUUCAAGAUUGUUACAGUAGAUGUUAAAGUGAUUCUUGGAGGAAUGUCGUUGCUCUAUCGUCUCCUUGUUUACUGGAUGAUUAUGAGGCGGUGUUUGCUAAUGGAAUUGGUUGACUCAUGAUAGAUAUCCUAUGAGUGGUUGUAAAGUUGAUCAGGGUAAAACUAUUAGUCUUGAUGUUAGUAAAGAACAAUUUUAUACGCUAGAUUACCCGAAUGGAGUUUCGGAUGUAUGUCAACUAUUGGAGAUGGGAGGAUCGGUUUGUUUCCUUGAAUAUGAGUCCACUGGGAAGAUAAAAUAUUGGGUUUUGAAGGAGCAUGAGGAGAACCAGAGAAAACAAAAUCAACAUAAUGAAUGGUUAGAGUAUAAUAUUGAGAUAUUACAGAAUAAUGAUGUACCGAAACUCUUCCAUAAUUUCAAAAGCAAUAAUUGUGUUGGAAUCAUUAAGAAUCCCACACAUAAGAUCAUAUUUUGGAAUACCAAUGUGCGCAUACUUGAUGGACCAGACGAGAGGGGGUUUAUUAGUUUUUACACUCCCGAGGUCUACAGUUAUGAUGUUGAAUUGAAAACGUCUGAAUUCAUCUCUCAGCAUAGAGGGAUAUUUGUGAAGUGGGAUCUCAACUCCGUUGCGCACUUUCAAUCAACCUUUGCUGGUAGUUCGAUGGAGAGAACAACUACAGAUAAGUGAAUGAAAAAAGCAGCAGGCAUGCAGAAUCUCUAAGCCUGGUCACUGCAAUACAUUGAACUCAAGAGACGGGCAUUAGGAGGAAGCUUGAAUGUAGCACAUGACCGUACAUUUAACAUUUAAUUUAGAAUUGGACCUCCAAGUCUGUUGGAAGACCCUAUAAUCAGGAGACUGUUCCUCUUGCAGAAGAUUGUAUAAGCAGGAAUCUUAACGGAAGUUUGAUUUAGAAUGCUUCUGUCAUCUUGUUUGAAUAUCCUGUAGCAGAAGACAAUUUUUAGUACUCUUGUUUGUAAACUGUGUAACUGGUACUUUUGUGUUUGGCAUGAAAAAGGGACAUGUCUUUUGAAUUGCUUGCAUGUUCCAUUGCUUGGUCUUAUAUAUAGUCAAUGAAUGUUCAAAGUAA